Molecule: messenger RNA, 749 nt
Organism: Drosophila innubila
Lineage: Eukaryota; Metazoa; Arthropoda; Insecta; Diptera; Drosophilidae
Gene: DENR
Product: density-regulated protein homolog
Exons: 3
Coding region: 105-662 (185 amino acids)
Biological process (GO): translation reinitiation; formation of translation preinitiation complex
Molecular function (GO): translation initiation factor activity; mRNA binding
Source: RefSeq, a predicted model, not a curated record
GACAUAUCGAUUGUUCGAUAAAUGUGCUCUUGAUUUUUAAUGUGCAGAUUUAUUUCCCUAGCAUAGUUUAUUUUUGCACAAUUUUACAGUCUAUCAAAUUAAAAAUGACAAACGAGAGCACAAAUGUCGCGGAGCGACUCAAAAUGGGUCCGCGAGAAAACGUAACGUAUCCCAUAGUCAUGAAGUAUUGCGGACACUGCACUAUGCCCAUAGAGUACUGUGAAUACUAUCCGGAGUACGACAAAUGCAAGGAUUGGCUGGAACGCAAUCUACCGGAUGAUUUCGAGCGCCUUAAAAUCGAGGAGGAGCAGGCUGCAGCCGAUGGCACCGAUGAUGACAAGAAGCGCCAGAAACGGGGCGGCAAGGGUCUGUUGAGGGUCAAGAAGAAGGAGGAUGUGCCAAAGCGUAUCUGUGUAUCACGUGCUGCCCGCGGCAAAAAGAAGUCCGUUACUGUCGUCACCGGAUUGAGCACUUUUGAUAUUGAUCUCAAAGUGGCUGCCAAGUUCUUUGGAACAAAGUUCGCAUGCGGCUCAUCAGUGACUGGAGACGAUGAAAUUGUCAUUCAGGGCGAUGUUAAGGAUGAGUUGUUUGAUGUCAUUCCUGAAAAGUGGGCCGAAAUCGAUGACGAUGUCAUUGAAGAUCUGGGCGAUCAGAAGCGCUAAACUAAAGGCCAUUUCAAUAUGCUUACAAAAUGUUGUUAUUUCAUAAGCGAAUUACAUCAAAUAGAAAAUGAAUUAAUCUCUAACUAA